CUAAGUAGUAAGCUGACUAAUAAUCUAAUAGUAAAGUUAUUCUUACAUAAUUGUGUAGCUACUAUUGACCACAAUUUUGAUGAUUAUAAACGUUACUGAAAAAAUGAAGUGUGUAAUUGAAGGAAAUGGUGUGAAAGUUUUUGGAAAGGCAGUUCAUGCUCUGUCACGUAUCAGUGAUGAUAUUUGGUUGGACCCACUGGAGAAAGGGCUGGCGCUGCGGACAGUAAACCAGACCCAUUCGGCCUAUGCUUGUUUCCUCUUCUCUCGAAUGUUCUUCCGGCAUUAUACCUCAACUUCAGACCAGCGACAGGAAUAUAAGUCUGCAAAAUGCAAAGUAUCCUUAAAGUCGGUGCUGCCCCUCUUUCGCAGCAUCUCUACAUUAGAGCGCAGUGUGUACAGAUGUGAGAUAACUAUCAACAUCUUCGACCACAGGGUGGUAUUCCAGUUUAAGUGCAGGAAUGGAAUAACCAAGACACACAACUUGGGGUACCAAGAAUGUGAAGCACUGCAAGCAGUUUUUCCAGCUCACUUGUGUCCCAACAUUCUAAAGGCACAUCCAAAACUUCUCAGUGACAUCAUGGUGCACUUCCCUGUCUCACAAGAGGAAAUAACACUAUCCAUUUCACCCACAAGGGUGAUACUGAAGAAUUAUUUUGACGAGGACAAUGAUCGCAUCAUGUAUACAGAGAUGUUUCUACAUCCUGAUGAGUUUGACUACUUCCAUCUCAGAGUGGACUCAGAUAUAACCUUCUGUCUCAAAGAACUGAGGGGCUUGCUGACAUUUGCAGAGUCUCAUGGCCUACAAGUGUCUGUCCACUUUGGUUCAUCUGGAAAUCCUGUGUCGUUCAGUUUGGAGGAUAUGUUGCUGGAGGCUGUAGUAGUAUUGGCUACCCUAGUGGAUCCAGGCAAUGAGAAUCCUUCCCAGGUGUCUGUUGCCCAGGAAGUUGCAGCACACAGUUUAGUGGGUGUUUCACUAAAUGAAGGUCCAGCAAGUGUAGAGGCUACUAAUGUAACAGUCAACCAUCCAGUCCAUUCAGCUGGGGAUCAGGUGGCUUCUAGCCAGGGAAGUCCAUUCUUCAAACCAACUUUCCAUGUGAAGAAGCUUAUGCAACUUGUUGGGGGAGGAGAGGACUUCACUAAAUCCAGAUCUUUGAAUGAAAUAAGUUCUGGACCUGCUUUGUCCACAGCAGUAACACCAGCCAGUUUUAAGAUCUGUUCUCUGCUUUUUGGGGCUGUAACAAAUGAUCAGGAGGAAACCAUUAAAUCAGACCUAACCAGUUUGGUGUACGCCAGUGACACUGAGGAUGAUACUAGAGACAGUGAUGGCAGAAAGGAAGAGUAAAUUAGAUUUAAACACACCAAGGGACAUGUGUAGAGGUGCCGGGGAGACUACAUUUAUGUUUUUGAAAAUGAUUUGCAACGUGAUAGUUUGUGAUAUGUA
Tachysurus vachellii is the source of this 1441-nucleotide messenger RNA. It is a transcript of the gene rad9b, whose product is annotated as RAD9 checkpoint clamp component B. Lineage: Eukaryota; Metazoa; Chordata; Actinopteri; Siluriformes; Bagridae. The coding region runs from base 80 to 1342 and encodes 420 amino acids. The transcript is spliced from 11 exons. The record is from RefSeq and is a predicted model, not a curated record. Gene Ontology annotation, cellular component: checkpoint clamp complex. Gene Ontology annotation, biological process: DNA repair; cellular response to ionizing radiation; mitotic intra-S DNA damage checkpoint signaling.